GGGAAGACAUGGAGCGCUAUGGACACAGUCUACACGAAUGAAGUAGGAAUCUCAACUAGAGACACUUAUAUUUCUCCAGUGAGUGAAACAAACGUUUUGAGAGACUGAGAGCAAAGAAAGGGUGGCCCGGUUGAGGAUGGAGUGUGCAUUUGACGCACAGAAUCUGAUCUCCAUUUCUUUGAGGAAAAUCCAAAGCUCCAGGACGCAGAGAGGAGGCAUCAAGCUCCACAAGAACUUACUGGUAACGUACGUACUGAGAAAUGCCAGGCAGUUUUAUAUGAGCAAAAACUUAUCGCAAACGCAGAGGACGCACCACUAUGAGGACGUAGCUGCAGUCCGUGGUCGGCACGAAUAUCUUGAAUUGACUGGGAGCUUAACGGAGUUGGCUGAUGACUUCUACUGCAACUUUACCGGGGUUGAGUCGGACACUUGGCACUGCGGAGCGCACCAGUCCAUCGGGCAGCCUGCAGAGGUGGCGCACCAAGACGCAUCUGCCUGCGCAAUGGUUCCACAAAGUGACUCUGAACUGAUGGUGUCGGAAGCCUGUUGGAGUUGUGCGGACAAAUCCUCGUGGGACUUACCUGUCCUAAACGCACAAGCCAACCAAAAGACUGUCCUGGACUUGGACACGCAUGUAGUGACUACUGUCACGAAUGGAUACUUUCACUCAGACUGUUGCGCGCAGUCAAAACAGCCGCAGGGCGCGCAGUGCUACAGUAAAAAGCGAAAGAUGGACACAAGUUAUUAUGUUGUUGAUCCAGAGUUUUACUUGCCAGACUUUGGGCCAUGGCCAUGUAAAAGGAUGAGGACUGAUGAUGAUUCACCUUCAGAACCGGAGCAGUUGGACAGCUCAAACAUCUCCAACCUGAUUUCAGUGUUGGGCUCAGGUGGACUAUCUGAGUUUGUGAGUUGGCAGCAGACAGACCUUGAGCAAAUAAUUGCUGCUCAAACUAUUUGUUUAAAACAUACACUGUUAACAGGCAGCGGCUGGACCAGAGCUAUUGAAGCAUUUUGAUUUGAAUGAUUGUUUUUCUUUGUACCGUUUUAUUUCAUUGCCUUUAAAUAAACCAUGACACGACUGCAAUUCACUCUCUACUGUGUUAUUGAAAAAUGUGUUUCAAAUGUGAUUAUAUUGAGCAAUUAUGUUCAUUUCAGGUAACUUUUGCAUAUUAAGUCCUCGUGCCAGCUUACAUAUUUUCCUCACAGAGCUCUAAUCAAUUAUACAUUUAAUUUAAACCUUGUUUUCUGGUGAUUUCGUUUCAAGGUACUGGACUCUGUCUUUGGUUUGUAUUUCCUGAAGAAAUAAGUUAACGCUGUGUCUUUGGAUAGAUGUUGGAAGAGCUCCAUCAUGUGGCCAAAAAAGAUCUGUACAGCCUCAUGCACGAGAUCAACGCAGAAUAGCAACCUGUAUGUAUUCCUUAGUUCAG
Labrus bergylta (ballan wrasse) is the source of this 1427-nucleotide messenger RNA. Its product is annotated as immediate early response gene 5-like protein. The record is from RefSeq and is a predicted model, not a curated record. NCBI's taxonomy places the organism in Eukaryota, Metazoa, Chordata, Actinopteri, Labriformes, Labridae.